AUGGGCUCAACCGGCGAACAAGAAUUCACCGUUCCGAAUCCCUUCCGAACUCGCAUUCUCAACAAUCAAGUCACUCCAAUCGUGACGAUCAAAUAUGCCAUCGGCAACGAAGUCGCCAUGAUGGUCAAAAUGGCCGGCUUCCAUGGAAUCUUCAUCGACAUGGAGCACUCAGCAUUCAGUCUUCGCGAGGUUUCGCAGCUCAUUCUGGCCUGCAACUAUGUCGGCGUCUCGCCCGUGGUCCGAUCUCCCUCCAAGUCACACUGGCACAUCAGCCGUAUUCUCGACGCCGGAGCGGCAGCAGUCGUGAUCCCCCACAUCGAGUCCGUUCAAGAAGUUCGGGACAUCGUUCAUCACGCAAAGUAUGCGCCUAUUGGCGCCCGAGGCUGUACAAACAACCAGCCUGCCUUCAACUUCCAACAUGUCUCCACAUUGAAGCAGAAUGAAGCGUUGAACUCGCAGACAAUGCUCAUUCCAAUGAUUGAGACCCCUGGUGCCGUGGAUCUGGCAGAGGAGAUCUUUGCGAUUGACGGUGUCGAUGGAGUUUUGAUUGGCUCGAAUGAUCUUACCACAGAUCUAGGUAUCCCAGGCAAGUAUGAUGAUGCUCUGUAUCUGGACUCUGUCACCAAGAUCAUCAAUGCCGGAAAGAAGUACGGCAAGCCUAUUGGAGUCGGCGGUAUUGGCGGUCGCCUAGACCUUCUGGAGCGAUGGUUCUCCUUGGGCGCUACUUGGUCUUUGAGUGGUCAGGAUGGAGCAAUAUUGCAAAAGUCGUUCAAGCAGAUUGUUCAAAACUACGAGGAGAUUAACCAAAGGGUACAGAAGCAGAAGGUAUAG
Molecule: messenger RNA, 831 nt
Organism: Penicillium atrosanguineum
Lineage: Eukaryota; Fungi; Ascomycota; Eurotiomycetes; Eurotiales; Aspergillaceae
Product: HpcH/HpaI aldolase family protein
Exons: 1
Coding region: 1-831 (276 amino acids)
Cellular component (GO): cytoplasm
Molecular function (GO): aldehyde-lyase activity
Source: RefSeq, a predicted model, not a curated record